AUGGCUCUCACCGAAUCUUCUUCCUUCUCAGGCAGCGAUCGCCCGCUCCGGUCGACGCAGCUGCCCUGUGAGGCCUAUGUCCUUGCCCUCGCAGCCCUCCCAGACACCUACGCCGCAGCCGCGUCCGCCCCUUCAAGCCAGAUACACAUCUUUGACAAAGCGUCGCUGCGUGAUGUCCUGACCCUGAGCGGCCACGACGGAGGAAUCACCCAUCUUCGUGCCGUCGACUCCGUCGCUGGGACCAAUCGCCGCGUCCUCGUCUCUUCUGGAAGAGAUGCAUCUGUCAAAGUCUGGGACGAUCGCACGCGCUCCCCUCCCCUCCAGAUGAGACCCGCGGGAACGCCCUCCGCACUGCUUUCUUGUGAUGUGUCGCAAGAUGGCAUGCUGGUCGCUGCCGGCACGCUCCUGCAAAAUGACGACGCCCUGAUCCACUACUGGGACCCGCGGAACCCUGCUGCCCCUUUGCGCUCUCAUUCGUCGACGCACUCUGACGACAUCACCGCCGUGCACUUCUUGCGCCCGUCGUGGCGCUCUCCUUCGCCCGAUCACAGAAUCAUCCUGUCUUGCUCCUCAGAUGGCCUGGUCAGCACCUCCAAUGCCGACGAAGAUGAUGAGGACGAGGCUGUUAUGCAUGUCGCCAACUGGGGAUGUAGUAUCUCCCAAGCUGGCUGGAUCACGCAGAAUAAUUCACCUCCUCGUGUUUGGGCGAGUAGUGACAUGGAGACUUUCAGCACAUGGUCUGAUGAGCUCCAAAUCGCACACGACCUCGAUAUCCGUGUUCCAUCCGUCCAUAGUCAACAGCGAACGUGGGUGACGGACUAUCUCGUCGGCUGUCAUAUGUCGAGCGAGAGCGGACUGGGCGUCUUUGUCGGUUCCAACGAAGGAGACAUCGCACUCCUAAGAAACGCAGACUAUGCCGACGGGGCCGCGCCAUGGUCUUUAGAGCGUAUAUGGGCAAAUGGACACACUGGCGUCGUGCGAUCGAUGCUUUGGGACGAACAACAUAACGUCCUCGUGACUGGCGGAGAGGAUUCCAGAAUACGCACAUGGCAUCAAAAAAAGCUCGGCGUCAGCCACACUGAGUACAGUUCUCUGGAGAAUGCCGUUCAAAAGUAG
Heterobasidion irregulare TC 32-1 is the source of this 1116-nucleotide messenger RNA. RefSeq lists its product as uncharacterized. The record is from RefSeq and is a predicted model, not a curated record. The transcript has 7 exons. NCBI's taxonomy places the organism in Eukaryota, Fungi, Basidiomycota, Agaricomycetes, Russulales, Bondarzewiaceae. Gene Ontology annotation, molecular function: protein binding. Bases 1 to 1116 code for a protein of 371 amino acids.